AUGGAGACUAACACAAGCCGGAUGGUGACCUUGAAUGGGUCCAAUUACCAUGUGUGGAAAGGGAAGAUGGAAGAUCUCUUGUAUGUGAAGGAUUAUUAUUUGCCCGUGUUUACCGAUAAGAAGCCAUCAGAUAAAACCAAUAAAGAAUGGGAGCUUUGUCACCGUCAGGGUUCUUCUUCACAGAAGAAUGUUUUAUUCGUUGAAAGGCAGGGGAGAAGUAAAAUCAAGGGUCUGAAUGAUAGAAAUCGAAGUAAAAGCAAAUCUGGAAGGUACGCCAACCUUGAGUGUCACCAUUGGGGCAAAAAGGGACCAUCAAGAGGUAUUGCAGAAAGUUCCUCUGGGAGAAUCCGGAUGGCAAAGGCAAAGAAAAGAAGGCUGGAGAUGGUGAAGAUGGUCUAUACUCCCGGUGACUUCGGAAGUGUUAGGAUGGGAAAUGAUGGUAUUGUUAAGUCAAUUGGCAUGGGAGACGUGCACUUGGAGACUGAGAAUGGCAACACCUUAGUUUUGAGAGGUGUAAAGCAUGUUCCCAACAUUCGCAUGAAUUUGAUAUCUACCGGAAAGCUCGAUGAUGAAGGGUUUUGUAACACCUUUCGAGACAGAAAAUGGAAACUCACGAAAGGAUCCUUGAUUGUGGCGAGAGGGCAGAAGUUUUCCUUGUGA
Messenger RNA from Striga hermonthica, 660 nucleotides. The record is from the annotation of a GenBank genome assembly. NCBI's taxonomy places the organism in Eukaryota, Viridiplantae, Streptophyta, Magnoliopsida, Lamiales, Orobanchaceae.